This is a messenger RNA of Scylla paramamosain (green mud crab), 5367 nucleotides long. RefSeq names its product general transcription factor IIE subunit 2-like. The transcript is spliced from 7 exons. The coding region runs from base 97 to 921 and encodes 274 amino acids. NCBI's taxonomy places the organism in Eukaryota, Metazoa, Arthropoda, Malacostraca, Decapoda, Portunidae. The record is from RefSeq and is a predicted model, not a curated record. Gene Ontology annotation, molecular function: TFIIH-class transcription factor complex binding. Gene Ontology annotation, biological process: transcription initiation at RNA polymerase II promoter. Gene Ontology annotation, cellular component: transcription factor TFIIE complex.
UUUACCACACAGCGCAGCCUCCCUUAUUUCCUUCAGCGGUGGGUGGAGACACUCGAGAGUUACUGCUAAGCGAGCGGCAGCCGCUUCGUAUGCUCGAUGGAGAACCCGCCCCAAACCUUCUCUGAACCUCCAACGUCACUUGACGUGGAGCAGCAACUUUUAGGCACCAAAAAUCCCCAUAUACCUCCUUCCUCUCCUUCCCUCUGCGGUCUGCUGGUGGACGCCAGGUCGUCAUCCAUUGCGCAGUACAAGACGUGCCCCAAGUACAUCCACCAAAACGGAUACAGCAGGUGCAAGUUUUCAGUUUUGAGAACAGUUGUGGACUUCCUCAAGAUGCGGUACCAGGAGAAGGACACCGAACACUAUACGUUCGAGGAGAUGACUGAAAAGGCCGGUUUGCUUCACUUAAAUGCGGAAGUCAAGGAGUGGCUAGUAAAGGAAGCUCUUCCACACAACUUAAAGGUUGAGGUGACAGAGGGCAUGUACUACCUCUUCAAGCCACCGCUGCCCAUAACUGGCAGACACUCCCUUCUAAGGCUGCUGCGACAGAAGUAUAAGAAGGGUCUGGGUGGCGUGAUGCUCUCUGAUGUCCAGGAGUGUGUUGGGCCCAGGUGGAAGAAAAUUAUGAGGCAAGUGGAAAGGGAGGUGCUGCAGGUGGUGCGUAAAGCAGACAGGAAGCUCAUUAUCUUUCACAAAGACAAGAGUCUCUCCCUCUCUGUGAGUGAAGAGUUAGUGCGGGUGUGGCGGGGCCUUUCUUUUUCAGACUCAAAUAAGACUGAUGAGGAUAUUGAGACAUACUUGUUACAAGAGGGAUUCAAGGCCAUGCAGAUAACUAAGACAAAAAGAUUCCCACCUACAAAUAUCAAGGAACCAAGAAAACCAAAGCGAUCUGCCAUCACCAAGGCUCACGCUGGGCUUUGAGCUUGUAGGACUCAAGAAACUGAUGAGCAGCCUCCCUCUCAUGGUUCUCUUGCUCACUAAUGAUUUUGUUUGCUCAAGGAAGACCUAUAAUUCAUUUAUUUCUUUAGUCUAAUUUCUACAACAUUUAUAUUACUUCUAAGCUAAAAGAAUAGCUUGCCCAUUUGGCAGUGCUAGCUGGUAAGGAAUAUUCCUGUUUCAUAUAAGACGAUACCAGUUUUUUGCUCAUGUUUAGUUUUCAUAAUAUUCAUUGAUACUGAUUAAAUACUGUACACUUGAACAUGUAUGUAAAUGUACAUAUGGUUUCUUCGGUUAACUUCAGAUAUUAUUUUAUAAAGUGCAUAUGGUUUGUGGUUGUACAAGAAAUGUUAUGAAUUAAGCAUGCUGGUGACAGUGUAGUGUCUGAAUGUGAAGCAUGUAGGGUGGGGUGAUCAAAGGCAGUGAACCAAGAGAUGAGACUGGAGUUGAGUGUAUGCAUUAGUGGUGAUGAGAAAAUACAGGCAGAAAUGGUUUGGGCAUGAUGAGAGGAUGGCAGGGAAUAAUUGAGUUAAAUGGGAUUAAAAAGAUUUAAACAUAGUUUCUUUAUAAAUAGGUUAAGAAUAAUAAUGCCACCAUAUUCUCUGUGCAUCAUAAAAGCUGACAAAAACUGAGGCAGGGCAAGAGACAUGAGGACCCUCCCAUGUUUUUUCCCUCUCUAUUCCCCCAAUGGAGAAUGACAAUGUCUUAUAUGGGUUCUCUCUCCUGAAUAUGGUUGAUCACAGCCUUGCAUCCUUGUAUGUAUAGCUCUCACUAAACUGAAUUUCCCCAUCCCUAUUAAAAUCCACUGUUGUAUAAAUGAUCCCUGAGAGACAUGAAUACUCAAUCCAACCACUCAGCCCAUCCUCCACUCAACCACAGCCCAACAAUACUUAACCUCACUCAAACCUAAACAUAUUUAUCUGUACCAGACUUAUACACAUACAGCCUUAUCCUACAAUUGGACUAAAACAUGAGGGAAUUCCCAGGCCCCUUUUAUGAUAGUGAGUAUGGUGACAUUUCUUGAAACCAGAAAUACAAAUAACUAGGUAAUAAAAAUGAAGAUGGAUAUUUAUGUGAUGAACAACUGCUAUUUUGGCAGUUUUUUUUUUUUUUUCUCUCUCUCCUGAUCUUGACUUCAUUCUACAUUCUUGCAUUAUCAUUACUAUGAAAUUAUGAAAUAAUCAAGCUUGAACAAAAUUAUAUAUACUCAAGAAAUAAUAAUGUAUAAUGAAGAAAUAAUAACAUGCCAUGAAGUUCAGUUUCAUGAGAACACAGCACCUCUGCAUUCUUCCUUGCAUAACUCUUUUCCAGGACAUCAGUAUUCUGAACAAACUUGUGGAUGGACAGUACAGUUGGAUAGGUGACAUUGGUAGGCAUGAACACUUUCCAAAACAGUGAUGAAGAAAAAUAAUGAUAAAUUUUGGUCACAUAAACAUCAAUAUUACAAUUAGAUUUAAUUUUUGAUAAAUUUCCAGUUUGUAUGGAUCUUCAACUGGUGGGUAUUAUAAAAGCAACUACUGCAUUUCAUUCUUCACUAUGCUCACAAAAUACUCUUCAUAAUAGAAAAGAACUUGCCACAGAACUUACAAUCCAUUCUCUCAUUGCAGAUGAGUGUACUUAACCAGCCUUCCAAAAGUAAUUAAGAACCAUGUAUAUACAACUUCAUAAUUAAAAACAAAUGAAAACAUAUUCCACUUAAUGGAGUAGUCUUUCAAAGACCAAGGAAUGAUCUGUUUGGUUUAGUCCUCCUCUAAGGCUCCCCAGUGACUUUUUUUUUUUUCUUCCAUCAACACAUAACACCUACCUAAACUUGUUCCUGGCUGAAGGCCACAGCUGAAUGAUAGUUUUGAUGAAAUUUUUGUAAUAAUUUUCCUCCCAAGAAAAAUCAACAUCCAGAUAUAUAUGCAAAAUACAAUGAUUUCCCUCAGUCCUCCUGAUAAAUACUAGGGAUCACAUCUCAAAACUAGCUUCAUCCAGUACAACUUUCUACAAAGUGUUACCCUACAUUCAGAGGCUAAUAUAUUUAUAUUAAAUGCGUUGUUAUUAGGUAGCAUAUCACUGCUUCACCCCUGCAACAUGAUCAGAACAUGCCAAAUGCUAAUCUUUGUAGUAACAACUCUACAACUGCUAAAAUUGAAACCAUAAAACUAUAAAAAAUCCCACUUCUCUGACCUAACUGCAAGUGAAACUUACUAUGGGUGCAAGUGACAAAACACAAGCUGGGUGAUGGUGAGAAGCUACUUAAUUAAAUGUGACCAAGGCUAAGAUACAAUGAUUCAUGUUCCUCAAUGUUUAUGUUUUGAGCUACAUGUCUUACAAGUUGCUGGGAACCUGGACAGGGUGGCAGUACAGGUCAAUUUGUACAUCACUGCUCACCUCAUGCCUACUCCAGAGGAAAGGAAUCCACUUUAUAAGUAAACUAAGGAACAAAACACGCCACAAAAUGCAAGUGUAGCUUGUGGAAAUUCUUAAAUCUUAUAACUAUAUUCAGGCAACAAUGCAACUGCUAUACCAUUGAACAGUGGCUUUCACAGCAUAAAAGAAAUUAAUUUAAAAUGAAUACAUUUCCACAUCAAUUUUCUAAUCCUUCCCAUUACAUAUCUUCUACGAUGUUGCUGAAUCCACAGAAAGAAAAUCAAGCAUACCAUUCUGAAUUAUUUUCAACAUAUAACAGCAUUUAAUCUACCAUGAAUCUAAUGUGAAUACAGACAAUAUUAAGAGAGCUAAAACUUGUGUGUAAGCAUAAGUAUGAAACACACGAACUCGCAUGCACACACUCACAUGCUCUCUCUUACACACACACACACACACACACACACACACACAAGCAUGCACACCCCCGCACGCAUGCGCACGCACACACACACACACACACACACACACACACACACACACACACACACACACACACACACACACACACACACACAGUUGCGUGAUCUUACUGGUGGUCUUAGUGUGUACAUACUAUAUAUCUGGGAAAAUAUAAUUAUGAAAGUAAGAUUUGCAAUCACAUUAUACCGAAUAUACAAAUUUUCAGGCAUCAUGAAAAGCAGUGUACAAGUAAUUCAGCUUCAUACAAAAUCUAGCAAACAGAAACUGGUUGCUCUCAAUGAUGUGCUCUGUAUGGCUCCAUCUAAUGCUCCCAUUAACAACUCCACAGUAUAGAAAAGUCCGUGAAUGGAACAUAUUUUUCUCCUACCUUGUUUCAGACUUCUGGCCAUAGAUUCAUAACUAACAGCAUGUGCCUGACAUAAUGUACAUGAAGCAAUAUUGUCUUUGCAUCACAUAACCGUCUAGCCAAAAACCUGAUCAUAAUAGAAUCCUGGACAGUAAACAGCAACAUUUGAAAGAAAAUGCUUGAGCUCCUGCUUUGACUGUAGUAUGUGGCUCGAUGGCCUUAUAUUAACAAAAAAUUCUUUUUACAGUGACAAGAUUAUAAGAAACUCAUGGAUAGUAAGUUCUUGAUGAAUAAUCAUUCUUACGAUAAGUGAAAACCAAUUUGGCACAGCAAUGAACUUUCACAAGACAAGCUGACAUGACUGACACCCUCAUACAUAAGGAUUGUAACUUCCUUCCAUGUGGCAAGUGGCAUCAGCAGCCCCAGGAAGGAGUACAGUGUGACACAGCUUUCUGCAACUGCUGACAUUAUUAAUGGACCUCUUACAUGCCCCUGGGCAAGAAAGUUCUGUUAAAAGAAUUAAGCCACUGAAUGUUACCACGAAUGACAUUCCAGCACAGCCUUUUUUAUGGGCAACGAGAACACCAGACUAUCAUUGAAAAAUAAGAAUCAACAUUUAAAAAUGAACAUUCAUUCAUCACUUCUUCCCUGUUCAGUGAAGCAUCAUUAACCCUACCCUGGUAAGAAUUCCCAUAGCCAAAGUCAGUACAACUACCAGGGUGCAAAGUUGGGAGCAUCUCAACAACCAACAGUUGUAAUAUUACUCCAAAAAUGUACUUACAUUUUAAGUACUAAAGUACAGAACAUAGUCCAAAAUCAAUAUUCCUUUGCAUAUGUCAUUAUCAUGAAAUCGUACUCAAUGCCUUUCAACAUUUAUUAUGUGAUAUUACAGCACAAUAAAAAAAAAAUAUAUAAAAAGGUGCCUUCCAAAAGAAAAAUAGUUAUAGGUUAUUAAAUUGAAAUAUUUCUAUAAAGUUCACAGAAUAAAUUUAAGUUGAGGUGAUUUGCUAUUUUCUUCUCUGAUGUGGGAAUGGCAGGAUGGUGUGAUGGGAUGACCCCAAGGAGCCUUGAAAAGUGACUGCACACACUACUGAGCUGACGGAAUAACCCUUCCCUUUUUGUAUGUACCCAAAUGUAUCUAAGAGAGAGAGAGAGAGAGAGAGAGAGAGAGAGAGAGAGAGAGAGAGAGAGAGAGAGAGAGAGAGAGAGAGAGAGAGAGAGAGAGAGAGAGAGAGAGAGAGAGAGAGAAA